This is a messenger RNA of Anoplopoma fimbria (sablefish), 1301 nucleotides long. It is a transcript of the gene sco2, whose product is annotated as protein SCO2 homolog, mitochondrial. The record is from RefSeq and is a predicted model, not a curated record. Gene Ontology annotation, molecular function: copper chaperone activity; copper ion binding. The transcript is spliced from 2 exons. Bases 110 to 898 code for a protein of 262 amino acids. Gene Ontology annotation, biological process: mitochondrial respiratory chain complex IV assembly; intracellular copper ion homeostasis. Lineage: Eukaryota; Metazoa; Chordata; Actinopteri; Perciformes; Anoplopomatidae. Gene Ontology annotation, cellular component: mitochondrial inner membrane.
GUGAGCGGAGGUUUACGUAAACGACCACGUGUUCAGUGUGACGUGUGACGUGUUCAGCGUGACGUGUGACCGGCUGGCUGCAGGCUGAAGGAGGUCGUGUGGAGUGAAGAUGUUGGGGUUCAGGUGCAUUGUGGGAGGAAGAGUCCUGAGAGGUCUUAGUGUCCCUCAGAGACUCCUCCUCCUCCCUCCUCCUGGUCCUCCUCAGCGGACCCCCCGGUGCCUCCUGUCCGGUGGCCCCGGCUCCUCCUCGGGCCCGGCCCUGAGGACCCGUGUGGCGGGGGUGCUGCUGCUGGGCGGCGGGCUGCUGGCGGCCUGGUGGUGGGUGGACUCGGAGAAGCAGCAGCGUCUGCGGCGGCAGCGGGUGGAGCAGCUGCGGCAGGUCUCUCUGGGUCAGGGGGUCUUCAGCCUGCUGGACCACCGGGGCCAGCGCCGGACCAAGGCGGACUUCCUGGGCCGCUGGGUGCUGCUGUACUUCGGCUUCACGCACUGUCCCGACAUCUGUCCCGAGGAGCUGGACAAGCUGAGCGCCGUGGUGUCGGCUCUGGACCGGGACGAGGCGCUGCCGCCGGUCCAGCCCGUCUUCAUCACCGUGGACCCGGAGAGGGACGACGUGCCGGCGCUGGCCCGCUACGUCAAGGACUUCCACCCCCGACUGAUCGGACUGACGGGGACGCCGGAGGAGGUGAAGCACGCGGGGCGGGACUACAGGGUGUACGCCAGCGCCGGGCCCAAGGACGAGGACGGGGACUACAUCGUGGACCACACGAUCCUGAUCUACCUGAUCAGUCCGGACGGGCUGUUUCUGGACUAUUACAACCGCAUGAAGAACCAGGACCAGAUCACCCAGAGUGUCCGGAACCACAUCAAGAACUACGACCCGCUGGACCCAGAACGUUAGAGUCCAGAACCAGUUCUUCCUGCUCACUACCAGUCCUCGAUAUGAAUCAUGAAAGAGAUAUAAAUUGUGAGAAAAGACAAACUCAGAAACAAACUUGUCAAACCCGUUUCUCCAGUUCUGGUUUUCCGUCUCUGUGAACAUUCUUGUGUUUUGAACUGUUGGUUGAACAAACUUAUUAAAUGCUAUUUUGUUUUUAAAUACAUGAUUAUCAUCUUUAUCCUGUUGAUCUGUGUGUGUUUUCUAAAGGUCACUUCAAUCUGACCUUCAGUAGUUUUGUCAUUUUGUCUCCAGCUGUGAAUCUUAAAACCUCCUGAAAUAUUAUAAUAAAGAUGAUAAUUCAGAAAUAGAAAGGGAGAAAUAAUUCAAAGAUAAUAAAUAAACUAAAUAAAGGGAGAGUUAAAUA